Molecule: messenger RNA, 2378 nt
Organism: Aspergillus saccharolyticus JOP 1030-1
Lineage: Eukaryota; Fungi; Ascomycota; Eurotiomycetes; Eurotiales; Aspergillaceae
Gene: mrh4
Product: ATP-dependent RNA helicase MRH4
Exons: 1
Coding region: 131-2068 (645 amino acids)
Molecular function (GO): ATP binding; nucleic acid binding
Source: RefSeq, a predicted model, not a curated record
CUUGCAGCUUCGCGAGAUUUCCACCAUCCUUGUUCCCCUACCUCUGCCUCCCUCUUCCUCCUUCUAUUCUUCCCUUUUCCUCCCUCUUUAUCUUCUCCCCUCCCUCCCUCUCCUCCCGCGCCUCUUCAAGAUGAAUCGCCUCGGCCGUUCAUCUCUGCCUCUCCCGCCCAGAGUAUGCCUGCUCUGUCAGACCCGCACCACACUUCCCUCCACAUUUUUCGCCCCCUCACCCUUGACAGGAUGGCAGGCCAUCCGUGGCAUGGGACGCAAAUCAGAACGACGGGGUAAGACAAGUCGCCAUGCUCUGUCCUCGAACGUCUCCCGGUCGACAAUCACUCCCCGCUCGCCGCGGGAGAGAAAGGGACCUUGGGGCGGCAUGAACAUCACCCGAGUGCCUGAGGGAGAAGUGCUACGGGGCAAGGACAAAAGGAAAGACAAUGACCCCCGGACCGAUGGCAGAAAGGACAAAGAUAAGAAGGAAAGCCCUCUGUACAAGGCCUUGAAAAUGCAGACCGCGUUAGCGCCGGUCUCGUAUGCGCAGCGCACCAAGGUCAAGGAGAGGAUUGCGGAAAUCACCAGCUUCGAUCACUUCCCGCUCAUGUCAGUCAUCCACCAUUCCAUCUCUUCCCAGGCCCUACCAGGGCUGACGGACCUGAUGCCCACCCCGAUCCAGCGGGUGGCCAUCCCGGAACUCCUCAAAGACCCCAUUCCGCAACUCGGAUCCCCGCCCAACAGCGACGCCAAGUACGAGCAAUAUCUUCUCGCCGCGGAGACCGGAUCCGGCAAGACUCUGGCAUAUCUGCUUCCCCUUCUCGACAAUUUCAAGCGCCUGGAAGCCGCGGAGAUUGCCUUCGCGAAGAAGGAGGAGGAAGCAAAGCAGAGAGAAAAGGAGAAGGAGCUGAAGAUGAAGAACAAGGCGUAUGAUAUCGAGCCGGAGGAACCCCCGAUGUCAAACGCCGCCCGGCCGCGCAUGGUCAUCUUGGUGCCAACCUCCGAGCUGGCCUUCCAGGUGGGGGACAAGCUCAAGGCCCUCUCGCACACGGUCAAGUUCCGGUCAGCUGUACUGGCGUCGAACCUCACCCCUCGUCGCAUCAAGAACGGACUUUUCAACGAGAAGGGGGUCGACAUCAUCGUGACCACGCCGCACCUGCUCGCCUCCAUCGCCGAGAAGGAACCGUACGUGCUGAGCCGCGUCAACUACAUGGUGCUCGACGAGGCCGACAGUCUCAUGGACAAGUCCUUCUCGCCCAUCCUUAAUGAGAUCAUCAGCAAGGCCACUCCCUCCCUUCACAAGCUCGUCCUCUGCUCGGCCACCAUUCCACGUGGCAUGGACGCCACCCUCCGCAAGCGCUGGCCCGACAUCAAGCGCCUGACCACCCCGAGCCUGCACGCCAUCCCGCGCCGCGUCCAGCUCGGCGUGAUUGACGUGCACAAGCCUCCAUACAACGGCAACCGCUCGCUCGCCUGCGCCGACAUCAUCUGGUCCAUCGGCAAAGCCGGCCACACCAACCACGACGCCCUGGAACUGGGCCCCGGCCAGGCCCGCUCGCUGGACAAGCGCAUCCUGGUGUUUGUGAACCGCCGCGAGGAGGCCACCGAGGUCGCCGAGUUCCUCAAGUCCAAGGGCAUCGAUGCCAGGGCCUUCACCCGCGACGUGACCGACCGCAAGGAGCGCGAGAUCUUGGCCCCCUUCACCGAUUCCCCGCCGCCCCUGACCGCCGAGGAGGUCCUUAAGGCGAAGCAGGAGGAAUCCCGCCGCCGCCGCGAGGACCGCUCCAUCCCCUUCGUCGGCGACUUCGGCGCCACCGCGGUGCCCGACAAGGGUCUUGACAAGGUCCAGGUCCUAGUCUCGACCGAUAUCGCCUCGCGCGGCGUCGACACCCUCGCCGUCAAGACCGUCAUCUUGUACGACGUGCCCCGCACCACCAUCGACUUCAUCCAUCGUCUGGGCCGUCUCGGCCGUAUGGGCAAGCGUGGCCGCGCUGUGGUGCUGGUUGGCAAGAACGACCGGAAGGAUGUCGUCAAGGAGGUUCGCGAGGCCAUGUUCCGUGGUCAGGCUUUGAUUUAAGCCCCUUCCUCGACUUUCGACGUUUCAUUAAUCUACUCUCAUCUUCUACUACCAACACUUUUCUUCCCUCUGGGCAUCAUGACUAAAGCUUGGCGUUUAUUUUUCCAAAGGGGGAUUCAUCAAAAUGGGCAACAACAACAAUCACAACUAUCAACGAAGGCAAAUAAUUUUUCCGCAUGGGGACGGGUGUCAUUUUCUUUCUCCUUACAUUGACACAUCAUCCACUAGAUCUGGGUCCGGUAUUGGAUCAAAUGUAUUUAUAAGCUGUAUAGUUUUCCUCUUCAUAGACUUCCUACUUUCUACGAAAUAC